AUGCUACGCAUUACUUCACAGCGAGCCAGAUUCGCGAAUGUAAUGCAGAAACUCCCAUCUGAUAUGAUGGACGAAAUUUCUGAUGUCCUCUCCGAUUUGCGCGAGCAUGAACCGUACGAUCACUUAAAGGAAGCAAUCCUCAAGCGAACCGGACGUUCCGAGGAAGAUAUGAUCCAAGAGAUACUGCGGAACGUCACUAGAGGCGACAAAACGCCAUCCCAGCUUCUCAGAUAUAUGAGGAACCAGCUGGGAAAGCACAACUUCGACCACAGCGUUAACGCUGUUCGCGCCCCCGACAUAGCGAAGCACGAACGCUACGAGCCUAGUAAAACGGAACGGGCGUUGGCCGACCUUCAACGGCAAAUUCGGGAGCUCCAGAUCUCCCUGCGCCCGCGGACGAGGACAUCGACCCCAUCUCGACGGAGACGAACCCCAGCCGAGAACGGCGAAGCGACCAGGGUGUUUGUUGGUUUCAUCGCACAUUCGGCGAUGAGGCCAGGAAUUGUAAACCUCCUGUACACACCCGUCGGCCCGGGGAAACGAAUAAACCGGAGAGUCGCGACGACUAACUCUUCCGGUGCCAACACGCAAUGUCGUCUAUUUUACGUUUGGGAUCGACGGAACAAGUUGAAAUUCCUGGUGGACACAGGUGCGGCCAUCAGCGUGGUACCCCUUCAGAACGACCACACCGCUAAGCCCACCCUGAUCAAACUACGAGCAGCGAAUGGUUCCGCGAUAGACACGUACGGAGAAAGGACCCUUACUUUGAAUAUCGGCAUGCGACGCGAUUUCACUUGGACAUUUACCGUGGCCAACGUGAAGGUACCCAUCCUCGGCGCGGAUUUCCUGGCGCAUUACGCACUGGCGGUCCAUAUGAACCCUAGGACUCUGUCCGAUACGACGACGAAUCUCCGUGUCUUAGACUCAGCACCACAUCAGAACCCGAGGUCCUCCCGCACACUCCCAUCCGCGACGACUCGCUCCGCACAAACUGGCGUACGCCAGGAGCAAUUCGACAAAAUGCUCAGUGAUGGCAUCAUUCGUCCUUCCGAUAGCCCUUAUGCCUCGCCACUACACUUAGUGCCUAAACCUGGUGGUGAAGAAUUUCGGAUAUGCGUCGACUACCGGAAAUUGAAUGCAUCGACCGUACCAGACCGAUAUCCUACGUUUUCAAAACCAACAUCUCCUUUCGUCGAGGAACUCCGCCACAAAAUGGCCCGGCUUAAAUAUGCAACUCCACGACAGCAACCGGUGAAUUCGUACAUCCCUCAACACUUGCGAGAUUGCAAAUUCGUUUUCGUACGGAACGACGCCGUGAGACGACCACUCACGCCGGCAUACCAAGGUCCUUUUCAGGUUCUUCGACGCACCGACAAGCACCUUACGAUCAAGCGCGCCAACUCGACCGACACCAUCGCAAUCGAUCGGACCAAGCCUGCUUUUCUGGAGAAGCGACAGUAUGACGCAAACCCGGCUCUGCGGCCCCUAAUGCUAUUCCAGCGCACCCAUCAGACGCAGCACCGCAGACAUCAAACGACACCCCAGCGACUCCUGUGCGGCAGACCCGAUCCGUCAGGGGAGACAAUCGUCGAGCAAAGUGUCCUUUCUUGGGUUAACGGCUGUACUUAUCAAAACGACGGAACCUUCCGUCGUUUCAAUCGCCAUUUCUUUCCCAGUUUCUCUCCCAGCCGGACGACAACCUGCAGACAUGUGAAGGCUGCAAAUUGA
Messenger RNA from Acanthosepion pharaonis, 1728 nucleotides. The record is from the annotation of a GenBank genome assembly. NCBI's taxonomy places the organism in Eukaryota, Metazoa, Mollusca, Cephalopoda, Sepiida, Sepiidae.